This is a messenger RNA of Exaiptasia diaphana, 2807 nucleotides long. RefSeq lists its product as uncharacterized. Lineage: Eukaryota; Metazoa; Cnidaria; Anthozoa; Actiniaria; Aiptasiidae. The transcript has 2 exons. The coding region runs from base 420 to 1775 and encodes 451 amino acids. The record is from RefSeq and is a predicted model, not a curated record.
AUGAAAAACCUCGGGAUUCCUAUAAAAUCAAAUUACAAUGAUUUUUUUUAAAUGAAACUAUUAAUUUCAAAGGAACAUCAACAAGUAAUUUAAGAACAUAGAGCCGCUGACGAACUGGUCCAAAUUCAAAUGGCAUCAUUAAAAGACCCCACAGUCCCAGGACACUUCCGAUCCCAGCUGUCGUUCAAAGAUCGUGCGAGAAUCUAGCAUCGUUCAAAGAUGGUGCGAGAAUCUAGUCUCCUCGCAGCCGUGUUUUAAAGUUUCGGUCACGCGUCACGUCCGGCAAGGUAUCUAAAAACUCGACGGCCUUGUUUUGGGCAAAGGCCAGAAUUAACUCAUAUUUGCAUAACCGGAAAAAAAUAAGAGGCUCUCUCAACGUGUUUUGCUUGAGCUACGACAUACAUUGUUACGACAAAAUAAUGUGGUGCUUUUGGUUUUCGAAUUUUAUCUUUUUAURGACUUUUACUCAGUGCCAUAACUUCGUCCAGAAAGAUAUAUUUGUCGUGGACGGCAUUUUAUCAGACGAGAAAUUGCAAGAUAUCCUUGCACGACUAAAUCAAAAUGAUAUUCCUUGGAUCUUUCACAACGUGGCAUCUGCUGAAAGGUCUCAUCUCCUCUUCGAUUCGCAUAGAGCUCAAAUCAGCCACAACUGGAUAUCAAGGAUUGUUCCUUCUCAGUUUACAGAUGGUGAUUUCAAGCCUGUCUGGGAAAUACUGAAGCAACAGGUUCUUACAAACUUUGGUAUUGAUAAAGCUGUUUUGAAUCGCGUGGACGCUCAGAUUUCUACCCGAGGAGACACUGUUGCGACGUCUUCUACAAAAUGCUCUGGAGAUGAUCUACUAAUGGUUUUGUUUUUUGCCCCAAAAUGGCAGAAAAAUUCAUAUGGAGAAAUGGUGAUUUAUGGGAGAGAUGGAGAAAUACUGAAAGCUUUCCAUCCAAAAAAUGGCAGGGCUGUUUUGCUAUCUUGCAAAUACAGCUUUGUAUUAAAACCACCUUCAAUGGAGUGCAAAGACAGGCUUCGCACAAUAACAUUUCACAUUUCCUCCUCAAAUGUAUCAUCAACACAGCUUUAUACACAGGAAGAACUCAUGAAGUUCAUGAGAAAGUCGUUUGACUUGCAUUCCUUCCAACCUCUUAAAUUAAUAACUGUUGAUUAUUCUAAGUUGGAUGUUGCCAAGCAUGUUACACAGCAGUUUGUAACUUCAAAAGGUCAUCCUAUCCUAGUAUUUGAUGAUAUGAUUUUACCAGAAAUCCUCAACAUAGUUGCAGAUAUCAUGGUGAAUGGCACUUAUGCUGAUGAGCCUGCUGGAGAAGAAAGUUCAGACAAUGUACAAUGGAUACUUGGAUUUGAGGUCAAUGCAUUUGUUCAAUCUCCACUGUGGCAUUAUGCAAAGGCAGUUGUUCAGUAUGCUUCCAAACGCGAUGGAUUCUAUCCUUAUGAUGUUUCGUGUAAUAGCAUUCGCAGCCAUGACACUACCACUAUUCAUCUAGACUGUGGUUCACGUGAAAAUGAAUACACAAUGCUUAUCUAUCUGAAUAGGAACUGGACAGAAAAUGACCAUGGUGAGACAGUCUUCUUUGGUUAUGAUCGUAAGGAGAUGGUUUUUGCUGUGAGGCCAAAAUUUGGAAGGGUGACCAUUUUUCAAGGAYCUAUUCCACACAGUGCACGACCCCCAUCACCGAAGCGGCAUGAUCCAAGAUUUACUUUAGCAAUUAAGUUUGCUGCAUCAAAGGAAGAAGCAUUAUCAAAGACUCAUGAUUUUAAUGAUGAUUAAUGAGGUGUACUGAUUAAUGACUAAUAUUCCAGCUUAGUAACAACAAAAAAUAGUGAAAAUAAUUACCAGUACUUGUCAAAAAUCUUCUAAAAACUAAAAAUAUUGUUUUACUUUAAGAUAUGGAGAGUAUAAACCAAAUGCAACUUAACAGAACUAUUUAUUACUGGUAGUUGUAUUUAAUUUUAAAUGCAUCUAAUUAUAUAAGAUUUGUAAAAUAGAAUUUCAAAUAAUACUAAKAAUAGGUUAGUCUCCAUUAAAUUAAAUGUCCAGUUUUUAAAUGGUGAUAUUUAUAAAGCAAAUAAAUAAUAUUAAUGUUUAGAAUAAUGUUCACUUUAUUCAGGUUUAAACAGGGGCGUGCCUGUAACUGUAUCCGCCUAGAUUGUCAUGGCGCAGACAAGGUAAAUAGRUUUCAGCGUACAGCUCAGCCUAGAGAUUGCAAUUAAGGCAUUAAUUGAUUAUUGGACAUUACACUYUCACUGCCUAAAUUAAAGGGUUAUACAAGCCUUUUCUAAUCCAAAACACACACUAAACCUCCUGAUUUCACAAGCCAGAGAGGAUGUAUUUGACAUAUUGAGAGAGAUAGUGCAAAAAUCAAAAUGCCAUGACCACAUACUGUACUUGUGGCAACCAACCCAAUGUGCUGUAUGGUGUCAAUAUUCCAGUCAUGUUUCCUCAACAAUAGACAAUUUCAUUUGCCAUGCUGUGAUCUGUGCCACUGCAUGAACAGCCAUGAAAUCUUCUCCAAAGCAGUGGAAUAACCASUGUCAAUUUGUUGYGUAUCCRGGACAUGAUUGAUGAGAAGGAACUCAGAACUCAAGAUGACUUCUGAAGGAAGCAGUAGACUAGCUUCUGGAUGCAGGUAAGUAUUCAAAGAUAUAGGAUAUUCACAGAUAUCCACUUCCACCCUGGUUUACCUGUCUAUGAAAAUGUCUUCAAAAGUUACAUGAGUCUAGACCUUGACCUUUCAUCGAUGUUUCAGGUGCAAAGAGAAAAAUAUAAUUUAUCAAACAUUGAUUUUUAUUAAUAAGACCA